This is a messenger RNA of Jaculus jaculus (lesser Egyptian jerboa), 2302 nucleotides long. It is a transcript of the gene Lrriq3, whose product is annotated as leucine rich repeats and IQ motif containing 3. The record is from RefSeq and is a predicted model, not a curated record. The transcript is spliced from 8 exons. Gene Ontology annotation, molecular function: protein binding. Bases 79 to 1956 code for a protein of 625 amino acids. NCBI's taxonomy places the organism in Eukaryota, Metazoa, Chordata, Mammalia, Rodentia, Dipodidae.
CAUCUGCAUCCAUCUAGCACAUUGCAUGCCUUGCAUUCGAGCUCCUUGUGCCCAUGGUUGCAACACCAUGAUUAAAAGAUGUUUCAUGGAACAAUCACACAAGAGCUAAUUAAUCAUGUGGAAUGGAGUCAUUAUAAUGAAAAUAUAAUAGAAGAUCAAAAAGAUUUUGUUUAUGUGAAAUACAAUGGCCUUCAUUUAAAAUCCAUGGAAAAUUUACAGUCUUGCAUCUCUCUUAGAGUAUGUAUUUUUUCAAACAAUUUCAUUACAGAUAUUCAUCCAAUUCAGAAUUGUGUAAAGUUAAUCAAACUUGAUCUUCAUGGAAACCAGAUCAAGUAUUUACCAGAUCGCACAUUUUGGAGUGGAUUAAAGAAUCUAAAACUCCUCUAUCUUCAUGACAAUGGGUUUGUGAAGUUAAAGAAUGUAUGUGUGUUAUCUGCCUGUCCAAACCUCACUGCCCUCACUAUGUUUGAUUGUCCAGUAAGCCUUCAGAAAGGCUACAGGCAUGUCCUUGUUAACAGCAUCUGGUCACUCAAGGCCCUGGAUCGUCACGUGAUAUCAGAUGAAGAAAUAAUUCAGAACUGGCAUCUUCCUGAAAGAUUCAAGGCAUAUAACCAUCGACUUUUCCUUAAUAUUUGUCCUGCACUAGUAAAGGGAACAACCUAUGAGGAUGAAACUAAUAAUAUUAAAUACAUUAUUUCAAGAAUUAAUGAAAUUAUGGCUCAUAACUCACCAGUUUUGAUUAUUCAAAGAUGGAUUCGUGGUUAUUUAGUUAGAAAAGAGUUGAGCGCUCUCUUUUUAUGCAAAAGACAGCAUGAAAAAAAGAUCAGGGAACUAAAAUCUAAAUGGAUUUCCAUAACCAGAGCCCAAGAAGACAAAUUCUUUAAGGAUGUCAUUUCCAAGUCUGUAACUAAUAUAAAAGGAAAGCUUGCACAUUUGAAACAUACCAGAUAUCCUCCUGUUGAACUGAAGUAUUCUAGUGAGGGCAUAAAACAUGGUUUCUGUCUCCCAUAUGAACUCAAAAUGAAAAACAUGGAUGAAAAAUUAAAAGCAUCAAGGCAUCCCAUUCAAAAAGGUCAGAAGGAAUCAGCAGCUGGAAUGGAGGAUGAAGGAUUGGGGACCAGCUUUAGAAUCUCAGUCCACAAACUCCCUAUAUAUAGUCACAGGUCACUGAAGUAUGCCAGAGCUUUGAAAGGACUGAAACAAGAUUAUUCUCCUGUUUACGAUCUGCCACUUCCCCCCACUCAGUAUAAAGCAGUAACUAAAAGGGAACCCCCCCUGGAGAUGCAGAAGAGGAGAGAGUUUCUGGCCACACAAAGAGCUGGCCUGAAACUGCAAAUAUUCCAGCACAUUGAUGAUCAUUACAUUGAAGAGAAGGAAAUAGAGCUUGCUAAAGCAAAAGUAACAGCUGUCUCUGUGGCACAAGUUGUCCGAGAAAGAAUGAGACUCCAUGUUCAAGACAGUAGAACUGCAAAAAUAUACAGUGCACAAGAACAGAUGGAAAGAGAUCGUGAGACAUUGGAGAACAAAUUGCAGCAAAAUUGGAAGGAAAGAGUGAACUAUCUUGAAAAAGUCAAAAAGCAAAGAGCUUUAUUUUUACUACAGAAGAAACUGAAGGCUGCAGACCGUUUAUUGGUUCAGAACUUAAGUAAUGAACUCAUGCUUCUGCUCAGAGGCAUUAUUAGCAUUGACAGAGUGAAGAAUAAGGCAGCUAUCUUAAGAGAGAAACACCUGAUGAUUCGGGAGAAAGUAAAAGCAGAAAAACAUCAACAGUGUUUAAUUAAGGAAAUGAAGAAAGAGAGGGCUGAAGAAAUACGUUCAAGGCACCGUGAAGAAAAGUUUGUUAUGGAUAUGAUGGCCUUACAGAAAGAAUAUGAAAGAUUCAGAUGUGCUAAAGUGAAAGUGGCAGUUGUGAGAGGAAGUUUUCUUUUCACAUCUCCCCAGACAGAGAUAAGUUAAAGCCCUGUCAGGUCUACACUACUGUCGUGGAAACUUGGCCAUUACAUCUAUGCAAAGGGCUUAGAAAUCAUGCACUGAAAGCAGUGGUGCAUAGCACAAGAUGAUCUGUACAAAAAUCUUUCAACAUGUAAAAACGUAUGUUUCUUGUCAUGGUCAUAAGUGAAAUCAAGUUGACUUGGCAUCGAUAAAAGGUUUCUUAAUUAUCUGUGUGUCCAUGGAACAAUUAAAACUGGCAUAAUCUGCUACAAAACAACCUUACAAACAUAUUGCUUGUAUUUUUGUAUCUAGACUACUUCCAGGUUUCUCUAAUAACCUUACUAGAGUAAUUGCUAUCUCUUUUGCUGAC